This is a messenger RNA of Rosa chinensis, 1683 nucleotides long. Its product is annotated as synaptotagmin-5-like. The transcript has 2 exons. Bases 28 to 1683 code for a protein of 551 amino acids. Gene Ontology annotation, molecular function: lipid binding. The record is from RefSeq and is a predicted model, not a curated record. Gene Ontology annotation, cellular component: endoplasmic reticulum. NCBI's taxonomy places the organism in Eukaryota, Viridiplantae, Streptophyta, Magnoliopsida, Rosales, Rosaceae.
AAACUAAGGGAACUAAUAAACCUUAUCAUGGUGGCUGGUUACAAUGAUGGGAAGAAGUCAAAAAAUAGAGAAGAGAUUGCUGAGAUUGAAAAGAUGCAUGCUCUCAUUAAGGAGUACAACUUGAAUGGUCAAUUUCGAUGGAUAUCUUCCCAAACUAACCGAGCACGUCAUGGUGAGCUAUAUCGUUACAUUGCAGAUACUGGAGGUGACAGUGUCACUUUGGAGUUGGAAAUGCAGUGGGAUGGAAAUCCAAGUAUAAUACUUGCCAUUAAUACUUUACUUGGUGUAUCACUACCUGUGCAGGUGAAAGACAUUGGAUUCACUGGGGUAUUCAGGCUUAUAUUUAAGCCUCUGGUUGACCAGUUCCCAUGCUUUGGAGCUGUUAGCUUUUCCUGCUUUAUACCUGGACUCCAAGAUCAACUUGAGGGGACUAUACGCGAUGCCAUUGAAGAUUCGAUUACAUGGCCUGUUCGAAAAGUUAUUACCAUUUUGCCUGGGGAUUACAGUGAUCUGGAGUUAAAGACAGUUGGCAUACUAGAGGUGAAGCUUGUGCAGGCAAAGGAGUUGACAAAUAAGGACGUUGUUGGAAAAUCAGACCCGUACGCCUUGUUGUAUGUUCGACCUUUAAAAGACAGAAUGAGGAAAAGCAGAACUAUUAACAAUGAUUUGAGUCCAAUCUGGAAUGAACACUUUGAAUUUGUUGUUGAAGAUGAAUCCACUCAACAUUUAGUGGUUAAAAUUUUUGACGAUGAGGCAUCCGAGCUCAUUGGGUGUGCUCAGGUACAAUUAAGCGAACUUCAGCCGGGUAAAGUGAAGGAUGUAUGGUUGACACUGGUUAAAAGUUUGGAAGUCCAAAGAGAUAAUAAAAAACGUGGGCAGGUGCAUUUGGAGCUGCUAUAUGUUCCAUAUGGCAUGGACAAUGGCUUUGUCAACCCGUUUACUCCCAACUUCCCAAUGACCGCUUUGGAAAAAGUACUUAAAAGUGGGGCAAAUGGAAUAGAUGCUACUGAAAAUGAAAAGGAAGCCUCACAGAAGAAAAAGGAGGUUAUAAUUAGAGGUGUCCUUUCAAUAACUGUAAUAUCUACCGAAGACUUGCCACCUGUUGAUCUGAUGGGGAAAGCUGAUCCUUAUGUGAGCUUGAAUCCUGUUUGGAAUCAAACUUUUGACUUUGUUGUUGAGGAUGGAUUGCAUGACAUGCUCAUUCUUGAAGUCUAUGACCAUGAUACUUUCGGGAAGGAUUAUAUGGGAAGAUGCAUCUUGGCUCCAGAUCAGUUUGUGAAAGCACUUUGUUCAACUGCAAAUAGUAAAGCUAUGAUGGAGUUGUAUGUGGGGUUGUAUACAAAUAUUGGAUUCCAUGAUUUUGCAAUAAAUUCUCAGAGUCUAACACUUGGAUUUGAGUUGCUGUUUGCAAAGAUGAAGUUAAUAAAAGUACUGUGCAAGAACAUGCUUUGCAAGAUUUUGACCCAAGUGGAUCCUAAGGACAUCAUUGCUUUGGGAGCUACCAGUCAAGGCCACAUGCUACACGACAGCGUCAUUGAUUUUUCCUCUCAGUUUAAUCAAGCUAAUUCAUGCACAACUUUGAGUAAUUAUGGUCAUGGGACAUGCUUGUGGAUGGAAGCAUUAGUUCUUAUAGCCUCAAAUAAACGGAAUUGCGGAAAUCGAGAGAAAAAUGAUGAAAUUUAG